Messenger RNA from Cladophialophora yegresii CBS 114405, 288 nucleotides. RefSeq names its product small nuclear ribonucleoprotein. The record is from RefSeq and is a predicted model, not a curated record. Gene Ontology annotation, molecular function: RNA binding. Bases 1 to 288 code for a protein of 95 amino acids. NCBI's taxonomy places the organism in Eukaryota, Fungi, Ascomycota, Eurotiomycetes, Chaetothyriales, Herpotrichiellaceae. Gene Ontology annotation, biological process: maturation of SSU-rRNA; mRNA splicing, via spliceosome. The transcript has a single exon. Gene Ontology annotation, cellular component: nucleolus; U6 snRNP; sno(s)RNA-containing ribonucleoprotein complex.
AUGGCAGAAAACCACACCACAAACACAAACACAACCUCGAUAACUGCUGCAGACCCCAAAGAUCCGGCCUCCUUCCUGUCCUCGAUCAUCGGCGUGCCCGUGACGGUCAAGCUCAACUCCGGCGUCGUGUACAAGGGCGAGUUACAAAGCGUGGACGGAUACAUGAACAUCGCGCUGGAGAAGUGCGCAGAGUACGUCGAGGGCAAGUUGCGGAGGAGGUAUGGCGACGCCUUCGUCAGGGGGAAUAACGGUACGUUUUCGCACUACCCGAAUGGUCUAGCUGUGUAA